Molecule: messenger RNA, 1734 nt
Organism: Striga asiatica
Lineage: Eukaryota; Viridiplantae; Streptophyta; Magnoliopsida; Lamiales; Orobanchaceae
Source: the annotation of a GenBank genome assembly
CCACAAUUAAAUAGAAAAAACACUAGUUGAAUUCACACACACCCACACCACACGAGUAAACCCUAUCAUCACUAUAUAUGUAACAUAUCCACACAUUUUCACUCCUAAAAGUUACACUUACAACUCCCUCUCUCUAAACCACACCAAAUUAACCCCUCUAUCUCUCCCUCCCUCUCUCCUCACACCACAACUUACUUCUUAGAGAGAACCAAAUCAACCCCUCUCUCUCUCUCUCUCUAUAUAUCUUCUCUCCCCUCACACCACAACUAAAUAGUUCCUAGAGAGAGAGAGAAGCAACAAGCACAAAGAUGAUAAGUGGUGAGGACUUCUACAAGGUGAUGUGUGCCAUGGUCCCUCUCUACUUCGCCAUGCUCGUGGCCUACUCGUCGGUCAAAUGGGCCUCCAUAUUCACCCCGGCCCAAUGCGCCGGCGUGAACCGGUUCGUGGCCGUGUUCGCAGUCCCGGUUCUCUCGUUCCACUUCAUAGCCCAGAACGACCCCUACCGAAUGGAUGUGUGGUUCGUCGUGGCCGACACGGCCUCCAAGGUUUUCGUGCUGGCCGCGCUCUUCGCGUGGACAGCAUUAAUCCGCCGUGGGGCCCACGGCCUCGACUGGCUCAUCACCAUCUUCUCCGUCUCGACGCUUCCCAACACGCUCGUUAUGGGGAUACCUUUGCUCAAGGCCAUGUAUGGGGACUUCACUCAAAGCCUCAUGGUACAAGUCGUUGUGCUUCAAUGCAUUAUAUGGUACACACUAUUGCUCUUCCUUUUCGAGUAUCGGGCCGCCACCAUCCUAAUCCGGGCCCAAUUCCCCGGCCCGAAUGCCGCAGCCAUCACCGAGAUCCACGUGGACAACGAUGUCAUCUCCCUCGACGGCCGGGACCCACUCUGCACGGACUCCGAGAUCGACGGCAGCGGUCGGAUCCACGUCCGGAUCCGACGGUCCACGUCAUCAGCCCCGCAGUCUUCCACUGUGGGGCCCACGCCGCGGGCCUCCAACCUUUCGAGUGCCGAGAUAUUCUCCGUGGCCACGCCCAACGAGUUCGGGUUCGGACUCAGGGGGCCCAUAAGCCCGCGCCACUCGGGCUACGCGUCCUCCGACGCGUACUCGCUGCAGCCCACGCCGCGUGCGUCAAACUUCAACGAGAUGGACGUAACUGCUGCUACAGCCAGCCCGACGCCGGCAAAGGUGUUCCGCCAGGCAUCGCCGGCGGUGAGAAUGGUGUGGGAGUCGCCGGCAGAGGGGCGGGGCCCAUCUGAAGACGACGUUAGUGGAGAAAAAGAUCUUAGCUUUAGGGACUGCGCAAAGAUUCAAGUGGAAGAGGGGUCAGAGGGCAAAGGGGAUAAUAAUAAUCAAGAAAUGCCACAGGCAUUUGUGAUGUUAAAGCUCAUACUUAUCAUGGUUGGAAGAAAGCUUUCACGUAAUCCUAAUACUUAUUCAAGUGUAUUAGGUCUUGCGUGGUCUCUAAUCUCAUUCAAAUGGAAUGUGGGGAUGCCAAGUUUGGUGAAAUACUCGAUUAAAAUCAUUUCUGAUGCAGGGCUUGGGAUGGCCAUGUUCAGCUUGGGUAAAUCAUAUGUCUCCUCUCAUUGAUUAUGUAGUAAUUACUAAAGAUUACUUCAAAAUUUGCUCUAAUAAUUAAUUUUAUAAAAUAUAAACACCCCCAUAUUGAUUAAUUUACCUUACCAACAACUAACUAUUAACUUUUGAGAGUAUGUUUUNUAAAAAAAAAAAAAAA